AUGUCCCGAUUGGCUAAUCAGCUGCAGUUGCGUAAAUGCAAAUCAUUCAUGUCGGUGUCUGGAAUUGGCGAUACCGGCUAUGCGACGGACGGAUUCUCUGUUGAUGUGCUCCUACGUUCUCACUGUUCAGAAUACUCGUCUCUUAUUAGUGCAGUCGUCGCUGGCAACAUUACGGAUCUCCAGCCUAGUUUCUGCUUAGAUGUCUCCAAUUGGAAUAUACCAUGCAAUCUUAGUCUCGCUGAUCCAGAAUUCUUUCGACCACAGCGUAUCGAUUUGCUCAUCGGAGCCAGCCUCUUUUAUGAAUUGCUGUGUGUUGGACAAGUUCAGCUCUCAGCUGGCCUACCGUUGCUGCAGAAAACCCGACUUGGAUGGGUUGUGUGUGGAGGCGGUUCACCUGUCGAGAGAAGGUCACUCGUAGCCACAGCCUGCAAGGAUGUCACGAAGAGCCCAAGCCUGCCGGAUGAACGUUUAGAUUGUCUGCUCCGCCAGUUCUGGGAAAUAGAGGACUGCUCCGAACCAAUAGUAAAGUGGACAAAGGAAGAGCUGGAUUGCGAAGCGCAUUUUGUGCAACACUCUACUCGGUUCAAGUCAGGCGCUUAUGCUGUGAGGCUGCCGUUGAAAUGCAGUUCUGAUUUGCUGGGAGAAUCGUAUCCCCAAGCCGUGCGUCGAUUUCUCUCUCUAGAAAGGAAGCUCAGUCGUCACCCUCCAUUGAAGAAUCAGUAUGCUGCGUUUAUAAAAGAGUAUUUGGAGUUGGGCCAUAUGUCUGCAGUUCCUGCUAAUGCGAGCCUCACUCCUCAGUACUUCCUACCUCACCACUGUGUUUUGAAAGAGGACAGUUCAACAACCAAGCUCAGGGUUGUUUUUGAUGGAUCUGCUGCUACCACUUCUGGGUAUUCAUUGAAUGACGUGUUGAUGUCCGGCCCAGUUAUACAGCCAAAGUUGCUUCACAUCCUGUUAAGGUUCCGUUACCAUCGGGUGGCCAUUACAGGAGAUAUCUGCAAAAUGUACCGAUGUGUCAGAGUUUUCCCUGAGGACAGCCAUUUGCAGUGUAUCCUUUGGCGGGAUUCCACCCAGGACGAGUUGUAG
Molecule: messenger RNA, 1086 nt
Organism: Drosophila rhopaloa
Lineage: Eukaryota; Metazoa; Arthropoda; Insecta; Diptera; Drosophilidae
Exons: 1
Coding region: 1-1086 (361 amino acids)
Source: RefSeq, a predicted model, not a curated record